AGGUGAGUCAGAAUUCUUGGAAGUUCAAAAACAAUGGAACAAAAGAGAGUGUAAAGAAGAAUAGGUUUUAAGAAGUAGAAUUAUAAACUAAAAUUAAAAUUAUACAAAAAUAAGAUGGCAUACAGCCACAGUGGAAUACAUGGCACUCCCUCCACAACAUCUACAGAGUAAUCAGAUUGCUGCUAACAAGAAAAUCAUAUUUAAGAGGAACUCUUCUAUACGCAAGAUGCUAAGGAACAACAAAGAGGCUAUUUACACAACAUUCAUUCCUAUGUAUACAGAAUACCAGUAAAAGACAGCAGAAGGCAUUAUGCUUAACAACUUAUGCUACAUAGGAGCCACUAAAACAGAAUAGAGGAACAUUAAGAUAACAUCUGGGAGUUGUUGUCAGUUACAGCCUUAGUAGGCUAUGCAGUAGCAGACCCAGGUUUCGUUAUAGUAGAAUGAAAUCGAGCAGAAAUAAUCCAAAAGGUUCAGGAAAGGACAGAUUAAAUAUGCAGAAGCAAGGCACGUUCAUAAGGCUAUUGUGGCGAACGCCGCCCUUCACAUCUGUAUCCUUAACAGUUGUAAAAUACAAGCAAUUACUCCCAGGUGUAUGAGUCAUCACUUCCUGGAAUAAAUUCGAACUCACCCCACAAAGACCGACAAAAGAUAAAGACAACCACAACCCAAAAACCACAUUGGUGAGCCGGAUUAAGAACAUAAUCUGACUAAGAACUACCAUUGGAAUCUUCAUCAGAUACGCCGUUUUUCCUUUUCUCAAGACCUCAGUCAUCAGAUCAUGGCCGAGAUUGGAGCAGUAAAAAUUCCUCCAUACAACUUUUCCGACCCAGCUUUAUGGUUCUACAUGUGCGAAAGCACAUUUGCGCUAGGAUCUCCAAAGCCAAUCACGGAAAAUGCCACAAAGUUCAACUACGUAGUGGCCCAUUUACCACCGGAAGUCGCAUCAACGGUUAGAGACAUUAUUAUUUCUCCAGACUGUACAGACCCAUCCGGUGAAUCGUCUCAACAGGAGUUACAAAAACUAUUGGCCGGAGAACAGCUAGGAGAUCGCAAACCCUCUGAACUACUACGUGUUCUAAAGCGUUGGGCGGAAAAUUUUCAAAUCCCGGAAACAGUUAUACUAGAAUUAUUCAUACAACACCUUCCGACUUCUGUCCAAUCUAUCCUAGUUGCCAUUACCCCACUCGACGUAGACAAAGCAGCGGAGGUAGUGGACUGCAUGGUGGAAGUAACCUCUGCAACGAUAGCUUCAGUGUCGCAUCCUGAGAAACCCGAUACCGUAACCAACAAAAUACUAGUCGAAAUAGAUAAACUUAACAAGCAAAUCAAUCAACUAACGCAAGCACGUCGGGAUCGUAGUGACCAUUUUUCUCGACGCUCCCGCAGCAGUUCAGGACAUCGCAACAAUUCAACUCACCGCAGUAUCAACAACUACUGCUGGUACCACAACCGUUUUGGCGCAAAGGCACAAAAAUGUACUCCUCCGUGUAGUUUUUCCAACAAACGAGAGCGGCGAAGCGUAGAGGCGACAUGCACUUUGCCGGAACAAUCUCGUCGCCUGUUCAUCCUAGACAAGAGAACGAACAUAAACUUUCUCGUCGACACAGGUUCCGACGUAUCAAUAUUUCCAGCCUCCUCGUCUCAAAAGAAACGCGCAUCUCAAAUGACCUUGAUGGCAGCAAACACAACUGCAAUUCAUGUCUACGACCAACGAACACUCACUCUCAAUUUUGGGUUAAAAUUUUUCGCUGGAAAUUUCUUAUUGGCAACGUGUCAACGGCAAUAAUAG
Molecule: messenger RNA, 1792 nt
Organism: Centruroides sculpturatus (bark scorpion)
Lineage: Eukaryota; Metazoa; Arthropoda; Arachnida; Scorpiones; Buthidae
Exons: 1
Coding region: 782-1789 (335 amino acids)
Biological process (GO): proteolysis
Molecular function (GO): aspartic-type endopeptidase activity
Source: RefSeq, a predicted model, not a curated record